Arachis duranensis is the source of this 825-nucleotide messenger RNA. RefSeq lists its product as uncharacterized. The transcript has a single exon. Bases 1 to 825 code for a protein of 274 amino acids. Lineage: Eukaryota; Viridiplantae; Streptophyta; Magnoliopsida; Fabales; Fabaceae. The record is from RefSeq and is a predicted model, not a curated record.
AUGAACAAUCAAGGUUCUGGACACAGUGAGGUUUAUGGUGACACUUACAACCCCUCCUGGAAAAACCACCCGAACUUAAGAUGGGGAGAUAGCCACACUCAAAACCAACAAACCUGGCAGAAAAAUUCCAACCAAAAUAACUCAAGAAACACAGCUUACACAAACCAUAACAACCAGCAAACCACCAACCACAAUUCAUACAGAAAACCCCAAAACAACUACCCACAUUCUAGCUAUUAUCCACCCAAUAACCCAACCACUAACCAAAAUAUAUAUCAUCCACCUUCAGCACCCCAUAACCAACCACAUCCAUCACAAGAUGCUCAAAGAAUCUCUAAUUUGGAGAGCUUGAUAAAGAAGAUGCUAAAGCACCAAGAGAUAACAAGCAAGAAUCACGAAGCUUCAAUAAGGAACUUAGAAAGGCAGAUUGGACAGCUUUCCAAGCAAGCUGUGAUUGAAAGGCCAUCAAGCUCACUCCCAAGUGACACCAUUCCAAAUCCUAAAGAAGAAUGCAAAGCCAUACAGAUGAGGAGUGGAAAGAUCUUGGUGAAAGAUGAAGGAGCAACCAAGAAGCCAAAGGAAAAUGACAAGAAGCAAGCUGAGAAAGAGGAAGCCAGCAAAGAAGUGACAGCAGGCAAGCAGGCUCAAGAAAAGGAAGACCAACCACAAAUCUUAAGAAAAGGAAAGGAGGCAAUGGAAGAACCAACCAAAGAACAACGGCAGGGAGUGAACUUCACACCUCCAUUGCCAUAUCCCCAAAGGUUCAACAAGGAGACUAAGGACCAACACUUCCCUAAAUUCCUUGAAGUCUUCAAGAAAUUGUAG